This is a messenger RNA of Nakaseomyces glabratus, 1533 nucleotides long. RefSeq names its product Fmp42p (gene FMP42). Gene Ontology annotation, cellular component: fungal-type vacuole membrane. The record is from RefSeq and is a predicted model, not a curated record. Lineage: Eukaryota; Fungi; Ascomycota; Saccharomycetes; Saccharomycetales; Saccharomycetaceae.
AUGACUGCGAAUAAGAUUAAAAUCGCACAAGUUGUUUGUGCAUGUAUUUGGUGUCUUUUCUCAGCUGGUAUCAUCUUUGGAUUUGCAGCUUUAAAACCUGUGCUUCUACAAGAAGGUAUAUACAGUGACUUAUGCUUAAAGCAAGAUGAUCUGGAGGUUCCUGAACCAUGCACUAAACAGGAUUUGAAACUAAACUCAAUGUUUGCCAUUAGCGCGGCUGUUACCAACAUGAUGGCAUUACCGAUUGGAAACAUACUAGAUAAUUAUGGACCACGCGUAACAGGUAUCAUUGGUGCAGGUGUCUUGCUCAGUGCAGCAUUUUGCUUUAUUGGGAGCAAUAGUUUACAAAGACUAUUUGAUCCGUACAUGACUGGCUACAUACUGUUAGCAAUGGGUGGACCCUUUGUUUUUAUCUCUAGUUUCCAGCUAGCAAAUACGUUCCCUAAAAGAUCUGGUUCAAUCCUUGCUUUAUUAACUGGUGCGUUUGAUUCAUCAUCAGCACUGUUUUUAUUCUACAGGUUAUUUUACCAGAAUAUUACUGCUGUUAGUUUAAAAAGGUUCUUCACCAUAUAUUUAUGCGUGCCAGUAUUCAUAUUUCUUUGUCAAUUGACUAUCAUGCCCUCUCAAUCUUAUAAAAGUGUGGCAGCCAUGACCAAAAUGGCAGUGGAGCAUCUGGAUGAAGAGGGUCAAUUAUUGAGUGGAGAUGACGGGUCUACCCUCAUAACAGAUCCAAAUGAUAGAAGGGCACUUCUUAUAGAGUCUGAACAUGAAAUUGAGCAGAACAUGACCGAUGCCAGUGAAAUUAGAAGAAAGUCGGUGCUAGAAGUAUAUGUAGAGCACAAUCUGCAAGAAAAAUCGGGAGGUGUGUUUGGUAUCUUACAUCACUACUCUUUACGUGAGCAACUAAAGAGUCUAUGGUUUCUUCUGAUUCUAAUAUUUUCUAUUGUAACUAUGCUAAGGAUAAAUUACUUCAUUGCCACCAUUAGGUCGCAAGAGGAAUAUCUAUUGGGUGAUAUUGAAGAUGCAGCUAAGCUAAAUGGUAUUUUUGACUUAUUACUUCCUCUGGGGGGUGUUGUAUCAAUACCGUUCAUUGGAUAUUUAUUAGACAGCUUGGAUUCUUUGAGUACAUUAUCUAUUGUUUGUGCGAUGUCUUUAUUCAUCAGCAUGGUAGGACUAUUGAAAAGCUCAUACUGGCUUCACCUAAUUGGGAUAAUAGUAUUUGUAGUAUUCAGACCAUUCUACUAUACUGUAGUGUCAGAUAUCACAUCCAAGGUCUUUGGUUUUGAUAACUUUGGAACAGUAUAUGGGUUAAUGAUUUGUAUUUGUGGUAUUUGUAACAUAGGCCAAAAAUGGUUGGAUGAGCUAACACACACCUAUUUCAACAUGGACCCAACACCAGUUAAUAUGGCACUAUUUAUUGCUACCUUAAUUUCAUGCUUCAGUAUGCUAUGCUACGUUUAUAAGCAAACGGAAAAUAGAGGUCCAGAAGACAAUGAAUGUCAGGAGCAACUUUUACCAAGUGAUGGACAAUAG